UAUUCCAAUAUCAAAUCUACAAGUCCUGUUGGCAGUGCAUAUGAUGAUUCAGGUUAUAACACUCCUUACAUUCCUUCCCCGGUGAAACAUCCAAGUUCUCCAGUUAUGCCUGGGAUGAACCCUACUCAUCCACCCAUUAAUCCGAUUCCUACUCAUCAAGUUCCAUAUGGUGGUCGUCCAGCAGAUCCCUAUAGCGACAGUGCUUUGUCUAAAGGAAUGUAUUCUACCUCUUCUACAUCCUCACCAAAUCCCGGUCCAACCAAUCAUGGUCAAGAAAACCCCCUUAGCCCAACUAGUGCAUACUCUAGCAAACCUUUCCUUGAUUAUGAUGAUGAUGAUGAAAAACGCGCAAAACCGGGUGGACUAAUGAAAUAUUGCUGUUGUGGUGGUCGCAUCACUUGUUGCAAGGCCUGUGCAAUUAUAUGUUGUAUCCUUGUUUUACUUAUUAUUGGAAUUGCAGCUGCUGUUUUAUUAUGGGCACGUCCUCCAAAAGUCGAUUUCUUGGGCAUUGUUCCUUCGCCCAACGGUUUACCAGCAUACAAUGCUAAUACCGCAGGAUUUGAUUUUAAUUUUGGUUUACAAAUCCAAGUCGAUAAUCCAAAUAUAGUUGGCGCAAAUUUUGAAAUGAUCAAAGCAAUUGCAUUUUAUCCCGGACAUUCAGAUCCAAUUGGAGGCGGAAAUUUGACCGAUGUGACUAUCGCAGCUAAAGGAAAAACCAUUAUUGAUUUUCCAUUCUCUGUAAAUUACAAUAAGGAUAUUGAUCCAGGAUUUGCUAUCCUUUUUGACAUUGCCCAAAAAUGUGGAUUAACCGGAGGAGGAGAGAAACAAAAACUGGAAAUCGACUAUAAAUUAACACUGACAAUCAAAAUUCUUUUAAUUACCAUAAACCCAAGUUUGGAUAGGAAAGCCAUGAUUGAUUGCCCAAUUAAGGAUGGAAAAAUACCUAAUAUACCGGGUUUUGACAUAGGUAAAGCCGCAAAACAAAUUGGUGGUAAAAGAGAUUUAUCAACCAAAACACCAAAAAGACCCUAUUAGCAAAAAAAAAGAAAAAAAAAUAAUGUUGUGAAUAUUUAUUCAUCUAUUUAUCUAUUUAUUUAUUAUUUAUAUUGUAAAAUCAUUUUUUAAUAAAAAAAUUUUAAUAAUAAUAUAAUAUGUCG
Molecule: messenger RNA, 1157 nt
Organism: Rhizophagus irregularis DAOM 181602=DAOM 197198
Lineage: Eukaryota; Fungi; Glomeromycota; Glomeromycetes; Glomerales; Glomeraceae
Source: RefSeq, a predicted model, not a curated record